AGAAAGAAAGAAAGAAAGAAAGAAAGAAAGAAAGAAAGAAAGAAAGAAAGAAAGAAAGAAGCUCUCACCUUUGAGGCUGGAGGUGCCGACGGUGGGCACGGCGGGGCAGGAGGACUGGGCGAAGCACUUGAAGGCCGUCUGCUCGUUGGACGACUCGUCCGAG
Cariama cristata (Red-legged seriema) is the source of this 163-nucleotide messenger RNA. RefSeq lists its product as uncharacterized. The transcript has a single exon. The annotation marks the transcript as partial. NCBI's taxonomy places the organism in Eukaryota, Metazoa, Chordata, Aves, Cariamiformes, Cariamidae. The record is from RefSeq and is a predicted model, not a curated record.